Fibroporia radiculosa is the source of this 1062-nucleotide messenger RNA. RefSeq lists its product as uncharacterized. The coding region runs from base 1 to 1062 and encodes 353 amino acids. The record is from RefSeq and is a predicted model, not a curated record. Lineage: Eukaryota; Fungi; Basidiomycota; Agaricomycetes; Polyporales; Fibroporiaceae. The transcript is spliced from 5 exons.
AUGACACACGAGACUGAGGAAGCGAAACGAGAGGUAGAAGAUGGCUUGUUUUUUGAGAGAUUACAAACACUGUUCGACAAGCACCUGGCGGAUCUGAGGGCCUUCGCUGAGCGCGAAACACGUCCGUUCGAUGAGGUACGAAGGCGUUUUGCAGAAUGGCACUGCGAUUGUCUCUUUGCGCCAUCUCCAGCGCAGGGAGAUGAUGCUCAAGAGCGUAUAAAUACUAUCCUCCGGUACACCUCACAAACUCUCGAAUCCCUUCGUGAAAUCGCUGGGCUUCAGUCCUUCUUUCUAGUGGUAAACCCCCGCAAUGUCGCCGAUGAAGGCUUCCUCGGAGGUACGUUGUUUGGUCGCGAGUUUUGGCGCGGGCAUCGGGGAUGCGGGGUCAGCGGAGCCAAGGCUUUCCAAGCACAGUGUAUGAAAUCAGAAAAAAAUGAGAUACGCAGUUCCACUGCGGGGACUGCGCUGGAGAUGUCCCCUUCUAUGAUCAACAUAUCCUCGCAAAAAAGAGGACCUGCUAGUUCACUGAAAGCAGAAGUCUAUGCUAGUGUGCGUGAUGCAAUUCGAGCAGCAUCUGGGAUCCGAAAUGCUGAGAUGAAGUGGAAAGAUCACUCCAAACUUGAUGUCUACGGCAUUCGUCUUGAAGGCUGGCCUCCAGCUGUGCCCAUGCGGAACCCAUCUGCCCUUUCCGCUACCCAGAACAAACAAAUACUUGAGGCGCUCAACGCCAAAACCAUGACAUUUAUUCGCACGAGGGAUGCGUCUCCUACGCCAGCAGGCUCUACAUCGAUAUCUAUGCAACAAGAAUCGUCGGACGGUGCGGAUGUUAUUGAAGAUUGGAUUGAUUACUCCCCUUGGGCAUCCAAGGACCAGGACGAUAGCCUUAGCGAAGAGCAGUCUGUCGGGACAUCAGAUGUAACUGCUGCAUCAUGCGGCGCAUCCUAUUCACAGCAAGCAGCAGAUCUUCCGAGCAUAAUAUUGGAUUUACCUGAUACUGCCCAUGAAUCAUACAAUACUAUCUCACCUUCGCCAUUAAAGAAAAGACGUAGAGAUUCUGGAUAA